UUUGACAUUCGUCAAGUACAUUCGUUUCAUCUAUAACCCUGACAGCCGCAAAAGUGGACAGUGUUUGAUAUCCUCGACCUACUUAAUCCACCUCCUGCGCGAAGAUAAUCGUAAAUAUGCCGCGCUCCACAACAGUAUGGGCCGCCGCCCUGGUGCUCGCCAGCUUUUCGGGCUCUGGCCCCAUGCUCACCACAGCAGAGGCCAUGCCCGCAGGCCCGCAGCCAACACAAGACCGACCCAGAUACUAUUUCCCACGGCAUGUCAAGCGACAGAUCGUCACAAACACCACUGCGCCAGCAUUACCAACGUCCUCAUCUUCCACCUCGUCAUCAAGCAGCUCGUCUGAACAGCUGCAAUCGCGACAGUUCCCAGAUUUUACAUCGUUUGUCGAUUCCCUAUUCCGCGGUCGACCUGACACGUCGUCCUCAUCGGCGUCUUCUUCACGUCUCUUUGUCAGCAAGAGCGACGUGGACGCUACGAGCACAGUUGCACCCCCUCGACAGGUCAUCCCCACAGUAGCUCCUGAUACGCGCGAGAGACUGUCUGGAACCGGGAACCUGCGAGUGCCACCUCCUCCAGUUUCAUCCUCAUCAUCGGAAGAUGUCGUGCUACCGCCCCCACCGCCACCAUCAAGCUCCAAUGGAGGAUCGUCACGCAAUCUCCUCUCUGUGAUUGUUGCACCAAAGCCUACGCCGACACCCAGCCCCGAAAACCCGACUGAGGACCCAGAAGAGACCCCUAGCACACAAAGGCCGCCUCCAGUUGCUUCAACUGGUGCGCUUCCCACGACAAUCAUCCGGCCUACCCCCUCGCCUGAGCCUGUGGUUGAGCCGGAACCAGUCCCCACUCGUUCCUCCGCGCCUCCUGCGACGACUACAGAAAGUGAAGUAAAGAAGCCUCUUCUAGGCUCCUCUGGCCUCAUUCCAGACGUCAUAGGCUCCACCGGUCUGAUUCCAGAGAUUAUCGUCAAGCCUACUUCUUCCGCGCCCAACUCGCAAGCUGCAGAGGUCGAGAAGCCUACUUCCACCCUGACGAGCUCGCAGUCCGCCAAGGUAGAGAGGCCUCUUCUAGGAUCUACCGGCCUGAUUCCAGACAUCAUCGUCAAGCCAACUUCUUCCCCACCUAGCUCGCAAGCUGCUGAGGUCGAGAAGCCAACUCCCACCCAGACUAGCUCCAAGACUCCUGAGGCCGAUAAGCCUCUCCUAGGCUCUACCGGCUUGAUUCCAGAGAUCAUCGUCAAGCCAACUUCUGCCGCACCUAGCUCGAAAUCUCCCGAGGCGGAUAAGCCGCCUCUUGGCUCUACUGGUCUGAUUCCGGAAAUCAUCGUCAAGCCGACUUCUGCCCCACCUACCUCUCAAGCCGCCUCAUCUGGUAAAGGGCCCGCCGUCAUUGUCUUGCCGACUGAAUCGCCUUCUUCCUCUCGUGGCGGACCGGUCGGUGGACUUCUCUCGACCCUUCUUGGUGGUUUGGUCGGAUCAACGGGUGUAGUCCCUUCUUCUGUUGUUCUACCUACCCAGUCUGCCUCUUCUCCAGAUGAACCUGUAUCUUCUGGGCAAUCUGGGCAGCGCAUUGCGUCCACAGGAGGAGUGCCAGAGAGUAUUGUGACCCCCACAGUAGGCCCUGGUCGAUCUACCGCAUCGUCCUCGCCCGAUGCAUCCAGCUUCCUGGGACCUUUCAUUGUUCCUGGCACAACCGGAGGUCUUCCUGAGACUGUCCUACGGCCUACCUCUACCGGUCUGCUCGGUGGUCUUCUGUCUUCAAUCCUAGCACCCCUCGAGCCCACACCCACGCCAGAGAUCGGCUCUACUGGAGUUUUCCCCAGCAGUGUUGUCCUUCCUACAGGUGCUAUUGUAUCAUCUUCUGGUGAGCGACCACUCCUGCCACUGCCAACUUCUGGUAUCGUAGUCGGAAUCACCACUGCAUUGGGAACUGGAAUUAUCAGGCCGACACCAACCGCGCCACUCCUAAGCUCUGGGGCCAUCCCUACGUCGGAAGCCUCGCCUGCCAGCUCUGGUCUGCUAGGUCUGCCAUCGAUCCUGUCGUCCCUUGUUUCUGAGCUCCCUGGCGUAUUGCCUACUAGCUCUGGUCUUGGCCCGACUGCACCAACCCCAUCUGCCUCUCUCUCCGCGUCUGGUAUCCUGCCUCCUGUGGCCUCCUCCUUGGUCUCAGACCUCCCUAGCAUCCUGUCCUCGGCAGUUUCUGAUCUCCCACCAACUGCCCUGCCCUCGGUUUUGUCGAGCAUUCUUUCAAGUGUAGGGUCCCUCCUGCCGACUGCAUCAGCCCCUCUACCUUUGUCGAGCGGCUUGCCAACGCUCCUCCCGUCGUCCGGGGUUCUACCAUCAUCUGGCGUCCUGCCGUCUUCUGGCUUUCUACCAACUUCUGUAGUCCCAUCGUCUUCUGGGGUUCUGCCAUCUUCUGGUGUUCUGCCGUCAUCUGGAGUUCUUCCGUCUUCCGGUGUUGUACCGUCAUCCGGAGCUUUCCCGUCUACCGGACUAGUACCAUCGUCCUCGGUGGUGCCAACUUCUGAAGUUUUGCCUACGCCCUCAGAGACACGCAGCAUCAGCAUCACUCCGAUUUCGAGCAUCACACCUAGUGCUACAGCGUCGCCAAGUGGUGGCAUUCUGCCAUCCUCAGGCUCUCUAGGGACGUCCGCCGCGCCUCGUCCAACUCCCUCGACAAGCCAGUCUGUCGUCAUCCCAACGUCUGAAUCCCCUUCGACCAUUUCAUCUGGGCUACCUAGCAGCGCCACAAACACUCCUCCCAGUUCUGGAAACGCGACGAUUAGCGAUGCUCCUACCCCCUCGGUCGGGUCGACGCUAUCCGUUGCGCCCACACCAUCAGUCAUCCCAAGCAAGAGCGAGUCGGCCACGAUCCCUAUCCCCACGAUCCCAGUGGCAACGAACAAGCCUUCUGCUGUAGUAUCUCUGGCGCCAACGGGAACUGAUAGCGCGACAACGUUCAUUGUCGGAACCAGUAUCAUCCAGGAGCCGACCUCGAUCGCAUCGCCAAGCCCCACAUCCAGUGGCAUUCCCGCAUCAUUGCCAAAGAUGAUUGCUCCUCCUGGAGGAGCUCCGGGUGUUGUUUCCCAAGACAGCUUCAUGGGUCAGGUCUGCUUCAAGUGGAAGCUAAACUACCCAUUCGUGUCUGCCAAUGACGGUGGAAACCAGAUCUUCCACUACCUGCCUAUUGCUAUUGCCGACGGACUCAACAUUUCGGUCGCCGAGGUCAAGAACUUCGGAUUGAAGCCUCUUGACACUACGCAAUACCAGGGCUUCAUCACUACCUUGGCUCUGUUCACCAUCCCCAAGGACUUGCAAACCACACUUGCUGCUCAGCUUCGUAACCCUGUUGAUCCGUUCUGGCACAACAAGAACUCUACGGUCAACGACCUUACGAACCUGAUCAACACGGCUUGCCCUCUUCCCGCCGGCAAACUACCAGGUGACAAUAGCUCUCCAAACCCAGCCGCCGACCCUGCUGCUACGUCUACUGGUGGUGCCGGUGAUGGCGGCGCUCUCGGUGGUGACAUUGGUGCCAGCCGCAAGGUGAACUCUACCAGUGCCAUUGUCGCUAGCAGUGCCAUCGUCGGAGCUAUCGCCUACGGUGCUGCCAUGUUCUUCGUUGCUCGUAGGUACAGGAACAAGCGUGCGGCUCAUCAACGCGCCAGCUCGGUCCCCAGCACAAGCCGCAUGACGUAUGGCUCGAUUCCAGGCGGCGCUGCUGCUUGGAUGCACGGUGCCCGCAACGGUAGAAUGACGCCUGCCAGUCAAGGCAGCCGGGGGAGUAGCAGUAGCCAAGGGCGCAGCGUCCGAACACAGCAAAUCUCGGCACCCGUCAUGGCAGAGAACUCUCUCGGCUGGAACUGAGCGCGCGUGCCCGUCCUCUACCCCCACACGCGAGUCUGUGUGGCUGUACCAUAUUUGGGACGCUCGGGGCUCACCGAUCAGUGGCGUUCUCUUCAUGCCUUUUCGAUGUAUCUAUUGUACGGCGC
Messenger RNA from Cucurbitaria berberidis CBS 394.84, 3991 nucleotides. RefSeq lists its product as uncharacterized. The record is from RefSeq and is a predicted model, not a curated record. Lineage: Eukaryota; Fungi; Ascomycota; Dothideomycetes; Pleosporales; Cucurbitariaceae. Gene Ontology annotation, biological process: signal transduction involved in filamentous growth; osmosensory signaling pathway via Sho1 osmosensor; fungal-type cell wall organization. The transcript has 2 exons. Gene Ontology annotation, molecular function: osmosensor activity. Bases 117 to 3866 code for a protein of 1249 amino acids. Gene Ontology annotation, cellular component: site of polarized growth; plasma membrane; extracellular region.